Messenger RNA from Dunckerocampus dactyliophorus (ringed pipefish), 4681 nucleotides. RefSeq names its product diacylglycerol kinase theta-like. Gene Ontology annotation, biological process: lipid phosphorylation; diacylglycerol metabolic process; intracellular signal transduction. Gene Ontology annotation, molecular function: ATP-dependent diacylglycerol kinase activity. The record is from RefSeq and is a predicted model, not a curated record. The transcript has 23 exons. The coding region runs from base 738 to 3509 and encodes 923 amino acids. Lineage: Eukaryota; Metazoa; Chordata; Actinopteri; Syngnathiformes; Syngnathidae.
CAGCGCCUGAAGACGCUCAAUGGCAGGAAAAAACAGUAAACAACUUAAAAAGCGUAGCAGAAGUACAUAAUAUGCAUCAUAAAUACAUUCUACAUACAUAGGACAACACUGUGCGGUUUUAAAGCGUAGCAUCAACACAUCAUCACAACAAAUACAUCAUAUAUUCAUUCAGUGUCACUGUCAUCACUAUAACAGUUCAGCAUUAAAGUAAUCCAAACUAGAUCGUUAAAGCGAACGACGAGAAUGACUUCCAUGAAGAUGUGCCUUUAGAAAAGACAAAAGUGAUGAGGAAACAGGAUGUGAGCGAGGACAGGAAGGGAGGAAGGACAUGAGACAUUUAGGACACUCGCAAGGAGGCGAGGGAGGAGAGAAGAAAAAGAAGAAGUAGUAGUAGUAGUGAAGGUCCAAACAGAACACUUGUUGACAGGUUCUGGGCAUGCUCGGUCGUACUGGCGUGCACGCCUCUCAUUAACGCCCGCUGGCACAGCGGUGACGCGCGCCGGGGCGUCACGUGACCCUCGCGAGAAGGCGGAAGUCUUUGAUCAGGACGCCAGUCGCGGUAGUGCACGAGCAAGGUUUCCCGGCGCGUAUAAACUGGACGGGACCACGCCCCCUCCCUCCAAAAGGUGGGAUGACGUCACGUAUUGACCCACACGGUUCGGCGGUGACUCAAUAAUCUGUUAGCUUCGCAACUCGGCUGAUGGACGUGGACAUUUUGUAGAAGUUGCUCGUCAGACAUGGCCGACUGUUGCCCAGCAGAACCGGAAGCCACAGACAGCCGGACUGCGAGCCCGCUGGCGGCCAAGACCCGCUACCAGAACCCAGCUCUGGGUCACAGCUUCAAGAGGGUCACGCUGACCAAACCGACGUUCUGUCACCACUGCAGCGACUUCCUGUGGGGACUGCUCGGCUUCCUGUGUGAAGUGUGUAACUUCAUGUGUCACGAGAAAUGUCUGAAGACACUGCGCUCGUCGUGCUCCAGCAUGGCGCCCUCUGCUGUGCGGGUCCCCGUGGCUCACUGCUUCGGGCCGGACACCGGCAAGAGACGCAUGUGCUGCGUGUGCAGGAAGCAGACGGAUGGAAACGCCGCGCUUCGUUGUGAAGUGUGUGAGCUUCACGUGCACGCCGACUGCGCCGCCUUCACCUGCGCCGACUGUCGUGCUUGUCACACGGACGGGACUCGAGACCAGGACACGUUUCACCACCACUGGCGGGAGGGCAACCUGGUGUCCAGCGCCAGGUGUGAGGUGUGUCGGCGGUCCUGCGGCUCCACCGACGUCCUGGCGGGAAUGAAGUGCGAGUGGUGCAACAUCACGUGUCACGCAGCAUGUUACCUCAGUGUGGCGCCAGAGUGCACCAUGGGACGUCUGCGUGGCAUGAUGCUGCACCCAUCCUGCGUCCGCCUCCACUCCAGAAACUUCAGCAGGAUGCACUGCUACCGCAUCACGGAGGACAACGGCGGCGGCCAUGAUCUCGAUGACCGCAGUGAUGGCGACCCGUCCGCUGUGGCGUCUAAAGACAGUCAACACGCGACACCCGACUACGGCAAACAGCUUCUGAAAGUCUUUGACGGCGACGACGCCCUCAAACGGGGUCACUUCCGCCUCGUCUCCAUCGUCAGAGCCACCAGGAACGAGGAAGUUGUGGGGGCGGCGCUGAGGGCCUUCUACCUGCCAGAUGAGCCACAGGACUACGAGCUGCAGGAGGUGGGUGGCCUUCAGCGUCUCCACAGCGACGAUGUCCUGAACAGGAACAGCGGCCCUGACAACCGGAAUUCCCUGAAGGACGGCGGCGACGCCUGGCUGCUGAGGCACAAAGGUUGCAACAAUGAGGUCAUCAAGGUGCACGGGGGCUGGCCCAGGUCUGGAGCGGAUUACAUCGCCGUGUCUGUGUCCGAGGGUAGCACAGCUGCGUCCGUCCUCGCGGAAGUCAGCAAGCAGGUGGGGGUCCAGGCAGACGACGUGACAGGAUGUGACCUACAGGAAGUGUUCAUGAGCAGCAAACAAGUGCAGAAACAGACGCUGACCCCGCAGGAGAAGCUUCUGGACAAGCUGCAGGAGAUUCGGAAGGUCAUACAACACGCGCGCAUUCUAGCCGUUAUGUUGUUUGUGUCACUGCGGCAGAUGAACCAGACACGCUUCUACGCCGUGAAGAGGCGGAACCAAGCCGUGCAGGUGAGCCUGCUGAUUGGAGGGCUGCCCCCACUGCUGACCAGGGAGCAGUACUGGCAGCUGAUCCAGGAUCAUCUGACCACCAAGAGUCACCUGGUCUCCAUCAGUCACGUCUACGCCAGCCAAGGCGCCGUGGCACUGCAGAUGUUGUGUUUCUCCGAGGCAGAGCGUGUCUUCAUGUUGGCCAAAGACACGAGAGUCGACAGCAAGUCGCUCUGGUCGCUCGUCAUCCCCGACAUCGCGCACGACGAAAUUAGCGAGGACGUGCGCCCCCUGCUGGUGUUUGUCAACCCGAAGAGCGGCGGCCUGAAAGGCAGAGAACUUCUCUACAGCUUCCGGAAACUUCUCAACCCGCAUCAGGUUUUUGACAUCUCCAGUGGAGGACCGCUGGCAGGCCUCCACACAUUCCGGGACCUUCCAAGGUUCCGCAUGCUGGUGUGCGGGGGGGACGGCACAGUGGGCUGGGUGCUAGGGGUGCUGGAGGCGGUCCGUCACAAACUGGCCUGCCGGGAGCCGCCUGUCGGCAUUGUCCCACUGGGAACAGGUAACGACCUGGCCCGAAUCUUGCGCUGGGGGCCGGGUUACAGCGGCGAGGAGGUCGCCCACAUCCUCGCCUGUGUGGAGGAGGCCGAGGAGGUCCUGAUGGACCGCUGGACCAUCCUGCUGGAUGCGCAGGUCGUCUCUGAAGACGGCAAGGAGAACUUCCUGGAGCCGCCAAAGAUCGUCCACAUGAACAACUACUUUGGACUCGGCAUCGACGCCGAGCUCAGCCUGGACUUCCACCUGGCCCGCGAGGACGACCCGGACAAGUUCACCAGCAGGUUCCACAACAAGGGCGUGUAUGUGAAGGUGGGCCUGCAGAAGAUCAGCGCCACCAGGAGUCUGCACAGGGAACUGCAGCUGCAUGUGGACGGCCGACACGUGCCACUGCCCAACAUCGAGGGUCUCAUCUUCCUCAACAUCCCCAGCUGGGGCUCCGGUGCUGACCUCUGGGGGUCUGAGGUGGACGCUCGCUACAGGAAGCCAAGCAUCAAUGACGGCAUGCUGGAGGUGGUGGGGGUGACGGGGGUGGUGCACAUGGGUCAGGUGCAGAGUGGUCUGCGUUCAGGCAUUCGGAUUGCUCAAGGGACUUACAUGCGUGUGACGCUGAAGAAGGCCUUCCCAGUGCAGGUGGACGGAGAACCUUGGCUGCAGCCUCCAGGUCACAUCAUCAUCUCAGCUGCUGGACCAAAGGUGCGCAUGUUGCGGAAGUUCAAACACAAACAGAAGAAGUCGGCGGGUGGCGCCAAGGACGGGCGCUCUGAAAGCUCCGCCUCCACAGACGGCGUUCAGCCGUGAGAGUGGUGCUGACUUGCAAGGCGGACACCGUGGAGGUAACCAGGAAGUAUGUAACGCAUGCGACGUCUCUGCGGAGACGCUGUCGCGUUACUGCGGCCAUGAUCCAAGUCAAACCUUCAUCCAGGUGUUGCCAUAACGUGCUGCUGAUGUAUUUUACUUGACGCUAAUGAACACACCUUGCUCAAGAGUGUCCAAGACAAGUUAGCUUACUUUUUUUUUUUACAGUAGCUAAACUGCCGACGCUAAUCUUUAUGGACGAGACCAAGUAACAGCUGAGAGUAGCUAAUGUUAGCCUAGCCUGUGAGCUAAUGUACUUGAAAACUAUGUGUUGUUUACAUGACAGCUACACCGUUUUAUGAUGUUUAGCUUAGCGUGUUAGCCAAGUGGUUUUAAAAACUGCUGUUGAAAGUCAAAGGGAGAAAAGCAUUUUUUUUACAUGAUAAAACUCUUCUGUCAAGUGUUUCAAAAAGUGUUUGAGUUAAGUGGGUUCCUUGAAAGCCUUCUUUUCUACAUGAAGUUUGUCAGCGAUACUUCCUGUACGCAUCUUGUGUGUGUGCGAAGUGUGUGAUGACUUCUUUCAAGUGCAGUGACAUCUCGUGCUUUUUCCCUGCCAACACUGAGAGUCAGCUCACUGAUCACAUGACCAGUCGCCAAGAAAGGAACAUUUCAUUGCUUGGUGACACACUCGGGACAUGAAAAACUCGAUUGCGUGUCGUCACAGGCGGUGUUGUGUGGCCCGUUUUAAUGUGACAAGUGUUGCUGCUAAUGCUAACUUCCUUAGCGUGUAGCUUGACCUGCUGCUUCAGUGUAAAAGUGUCUUUAGUCGUGCUUUCAUGACGUGAUGACGUGCUCCUCUUACGUGCCUCCAGACGUCUGUAACGUGACUUGUGCCAAGUGUCGGUUGCACUAAAUGUUUCACAAACAUUCAGGUAUAUGUCUGUAUAGAUAUAUAAAUGUACACGUGCUGACACUGCAGCCAAUAAAGUUCACAUAGAAACCUCUGUUGUUUAUAGUUGAGUUAAAGAGAGUGCUACCGUGUAUGACCAGCAGGGGGCAGAAUGCCAGCAAAACGCCGUCUGCUAGGGGUGGGCUGCAAAUGUUUGUGUCGAUGUUAUACCAAGUACAUACAGGGCCAGUAUUGCCGAUACCGAUACUUUUUACAUAAAAAUCUU